Messenger RNA from Limulus polyphemus (Atlantic horseshoe crab), 1554 nucleotides. Its product is annotated as THAP domain-containing protein 3-like. The transcript is spliced from 4 exons. NCBI's taxonomy places the organism in Eukaryota, Metazoa, Arthropoda, Merostomata, Xiphosura, Limulidae. The coding region runs from base 308 to 766 and encodes 152 amino acids. The record is from RefSeq and is a predicted model, not a curated record. Gene Ontology annotation, molecular function: sequence-specific DNA binding.
CAUGACCAAGCCUCUAUUUGUUGUGACUUACGAUAUAACGGCUCAUUGGCAUCAUUUUCGCAUAUAUUUGAACCACUCAACAAAAUAUGAAAAUCGAUGGCUAAAUAAUUUGUUUGAGUAAUUCAACAAAAUGUGAUAAUCGAUAGCUGAAAUAUUACAAUCACUGAUCUCUAUCCUGAACUGGAUUGAGCAUUGAAUCUUUCACGUGAAGUCACCGGAAGUUGUAAAGUGGCCAUCUUGUUGGUCCCUUGUUGUACUUACAGUUGUUAAGACGUAUUGUGGAGUUUAACUUAUACUUAAUGUAAAAAUGCCAAUGUGUGUGGCAUGGAACUGUAACAAUAGACCAAGAGCUGGCCCUGUGUCGUUUCACUGUUUUCCCUGGAGACAACCUGAACUAUUGAAAAAAUGGAUUGCAAAUAUUCGGAGAGACAAAUGGUAUCCUACAAAAGCCUCCAGGUUGUGCUCUGUUCAUUUUGAAGAAAAAUAUUUUGAUAGAACAGGACAGAAUGUUCGUCUAAGAGAUAAUUCUUUGCCAACUGUAUUUUCGUUUCCUGAGCAUCUACAAAAGAAGCAAAAAAAAAUUCAUGUGAAAACUGUGAAAGACAAGAAAAUUACCAAUACACAGAGAGUGUACAAAAAUGGAAAGAAAAUUACUAUGUCAAACAAAGAAGAAAGAAUUUCAUCUGAAAGACACAAGAUGUAUCACUACAAUGAAGGAGAGAGAGAGACAAAUAAUACUACACACAGAAAACAGUUAGUGAAGUGACCAAUCUAUCCAUACUGCAGGAACAAAGCUGAAAUAUAUGGCAGAGUUCUUCAUUUCCACACUGAACUAUCAUCUUGAAGAUUUUGAAAAUUUUGUUUACAGUUCAUUGGAGUGGCUUGAUCCCCAGUUUUACAUUCUUUGAUGAGCUAAGGGGAAGAGUAACUUGGUGCUCUUUAUAAGCAUUUUAAAGUUCCCCUCAAUGACUCAGUCUUUGAUAAAUUCAUGGUAGAAAAGGAGUGGAAGCAAGUCAGAUAAUUUAUUUCCUCACAUUAUUUUAAACCUAGAAUCCAAUUAAUGACAUCUGUGAUUUGGCAAAAUAUCAUGAAAUACCAAUGAAAUGAAUAUCUAAUUGUCUCUAAUCUGGUUUCUUUCACCGUCAACUUGUCUGGUUAAAAUUCAUCUUUUGAAAGGGUAUUCUUAGUUCUUACAACUGUAUUAUCAGAUCAUCAACUUUUGCUGUUUUGUUCAAAUUAAACUGUUUCUGUAAACAUGUUUACUGCUAGCUAUUAAACUCAUUAGUAAGAGUAAGAACUUUCAUAGAAUCAGUUUCAGAGUAAAAUGUUUUUUGUCAGUAAAUUAUACUAAAUCAAUUUUCAGGGGUUUUGUUUUCAGCUUUAAGGGCAAAUGCUGUUUUAGAAUCAGUUUCAAAGUAAAAUGAUAUCUAUCUAUAAAAAAGUACUAAAUGUACUUUAAACAAUUUUGUUUACUGCUAUAGAGUUGAGCAUUACCUUACAAUCAGUUGCACAGUAAAAUAACUUCUUGCCAAUAAAUGUUAUUAAUUUUUUUUA